Molecule: messenger RNA, 3238 nt
Organism: Vicia villosa (hairy vetch)
Lineage: Eukaryota; Viridiplantae; Streptophyta; Magnoliopsida; Fabales; Fabaceae
Product: F-box/FBD/LRR-repeat protein At1g13570-like
Exons: 4
Coding region: 6-1403 (465 amino acids)
Molecular function (GO): protein binding
Source: RefSeq, a predicted model, not a curated record
GUAAAAUGGGAUGUUCAUGUACUCCAUCAUCACACACACACACCACAUAUCAAAACGUGCUCCUCUCACUCCUUCACUGUAGCGACAAUCCAUCGCAGUCUCGCUUUCAACGUUAUGUAAUGACUUUGCUCAACAAGAAGGCCAAUCAAAGUGACAGAAUCAGUGACUUACCAGCUAAUGUCAUUGAUGGCAUCCUAGGAAACUUGAAAAUCCGAGACCAAGUUAGAACUAGUAUUUUGUCAAGAAAGUGGAGGUAUAUGUGGACUUCAGCUCCGGAACUUUGUUUUGAUAACAAAUUUUUUGAAAGGUAUACCUAUCUUGAAGGCUCUGACCAUGCCUCUGUAGUCUCUAAAAUCAUCACGGAUGUUCUUAUGCUCCGCAAUGGGCCGAUACACAAGUUUACUCUUUCCAUAUCAUAUGACUUUCACUAUGAUUUCAAGUCUAAUUUUGAGAUCACACUGGAAAACCUCAAUAUGUGGAUUCCCUUUUUGUCGAGGGACAUUAAAUAUCUCGAUCUUGUGGACCGCUGGGAAUCAGUUCAUGAAAUGCCAUAUAUUGUCUUCUCUUGUAAGGAAUUGACCUACUUUAAAUUUGGCGGAUUUCACUUGUUAAUUCCACCUCAUUUUUGCGGCUUUAAAAGAUUGCUUGAACUUCACUUAUAUUUGGCUAGAUUCAACUCCGAUGCACUUGAGAGUCUUGUGUCUGGUUGUCCAUUUCUUGAAAAGCUCUGCAUUGAAUUAUGUGAAGGUUUUCAAUAUCUUCAUAUUUCUUCUCAUACUCUCAAAGUCUUAUUUAUAGACCUACUUUAUGAUGUGAAGUCAAUUUGUCUCAAGAAAGCAGACAAUCUGAUUGAUUUUACCUUUGAAGCUAAGCACGUCGGCUUAAGUAGUUUGUUCAAAAGUUUGCCAAAAGUUAAGCUGGUCGGAUGUAAUAAGAACCCAUAUGCAGAUAUCAUUCCUCCCACGUGUCUAGCAUGCUCAUUCAACUCUUUAAAGUAUCUGAAAUUGGGUGUCAAGGAUUUGAAUGAAACAGGAGAACUUUUGCAUAUUGUUAGAGUACUCAAAAGUGCUCCUAGCUUGGUUAAACUUGUUAUUCAGAGUUAUAACUUUUUUGAAGCCACACGAGUGUUAGAUCAUUCAGAAGAGUUAGAAUGCCGUAGUUGUUGCCUUAAACUUCAGAUAGUGGAUAUCUCUGUUAGAACUAAAUCUCAGCAUGCAAUGAGUUUGAUACAGUUCAUACUUGCAAAUUCUCCUUUGUUGAAGACUCUUACUUUUAAUUUUGAUAUUAUAAAAUUAGACGCACUUGAGUUGCAUAGAAUUUUGUAUAGAAUUUCACAAGACUUGUUAGGGAUGGAACGAGCAUCCCCAAGAGCACAUGUUAAGCUCCUUAAUUGUGGUAAUUAGUUGUACUUAUAGUUAUAGGCAAGCACAACUAAUGAUAGAGGAAUGAGUAUUUGGGGAUGUUGUGACAGUUGAUUUAUUGUUUGAUGUAGUGAACGUUUACUUAUAUAGUCAAAUGGUACUGGUUGCACAAUGGACCAUUGUUUUUUUUUCCAGUGUAUUUGGUAUUGUGUGGCCAUUGUUUGUAGUAUUUUGUGAAUUGGGAGACUUGUUAACUUUCUAUUUUGGUUGUUUGUUGGCUGAUAGAAAGAUUACAAUGAGAGAAAACCACACUAAUGGUAUGUUUGGUUGUAAAGAGAAGUUGUGAAGAGAGAAAUAUGUGAGAGAGAAUGAGAGAAGAGAGAAAUAUGUAAGAAGUUGAAUGGAUUUGAAGUAUUGUUUGUUAUAAGAGGAAGAUAAAAGAAAUAGGAGAGAGAGAAAUGUUGAUUAAAUAUGAAAGUACCAAAAUAUCCUUGAUUUGAAAAGUAUGUAUUAAAAAUUAAAUUAAAUUUUUUUUUGUUAUAUUAAUUUAGAUAAUUAAUAAUUAAUUAAAUAAAUAAUUAUUAAGAAAAUAUAAUGAUUUAUUUUAAUUAAAUUAAUUAAUUGUUAGUCUCCUAACAUACCAUAAUUUUCAUUUACUCAAAUAUAAGCCUUCUCUGUACGUCAGUUGAAGAUAGGUUAAUACACUAGUGCAUUUAAUUUCAUAGAUUGGUUGUUAUUUUGGUAACAAGGGCAGAAAUGGAAUUAUAUAAAAUUCAUAUAAUCUCUUGCCCUUUCUUCGCUGUUUUGCGCAGAAGAAUAAAAGUGUGGGACCCACUGUUAUUUGCUCUCUCUUCUCUGUUUCUUGCAUGCACCAAACAAGUGAACUGUCCCAUUUCUAUCCUCUUUCUCUCGCCUCUAUCUCUCUCGUCGAUAAAUCACACGUACCAAACAUAGUGUAAGAGUUUUGGGAGAAAUAUUUGGAUGGUCAAAAGUUUGAGUGGUUUUGAAAAGAAAUGAUUCUAAUUUAUAAAUAAAGUGAUUUUUAUGACUAAAUAUAGCAAUUUAAUUUGUGUGGACUUGUUCAAACAUAAAUCAAUUUCUUUUCAACUUCACUUUUAAACAAAUUAAAAUAAAGUUUUUAAAAUUAAUUUAGUGAAAAUUAAUUUUUCACUGUUAAACAAAAUCAAGUUUUAAAAACUGAUGUAAUGAAAAUUAUUUUUUAUUACAGAAGACCAUUAGAAGGAGUUGGCAUGCGCAACUAUAAAUGCUCUAAAUCUUGCAUGUUUGCUGUUUAAUUUGAGUUUUAGUGCUUAGGGUUUUCUGGUUCUAACUGAAAUUAAAUUGUACUGUUGAAGUUUGAGUGGAUUUGGGGGUGAUAUUCAUAACCAGGAAUUAAAAAUGAGGGGGAUGGUAUGUUGCUUUCUGGUUCACGGCCGCCUCGCCAGAAUUCGUGGCAGACAGACGGCAGUUUCUUUACGCAGUGAGAAGUAGGGGUGCUCGCGGUGCGGUUUGGGCGGUUUUGACGAAAAAAAUAUCCGAACCGCAAGAGAAAAAAUAGUGUGGUUUGGUUUGGUUCGGUUGGUUCGGUUUUUUACAAAUAUUUUAUUGAGCCAUACAUACACAUAUAGAUGAUAACAUAAUUUUGUAUUUAUACAUUCAUACACUAUCAAAUAACAACAAAACUCGUCAUAUUUUGACAACAAUUUUCCAUUUAAUAUGUAAAAAUUAAAUUAGACAAAAGUGGAAUAUUAAACAUAAAAUAAUAGCAUAAAACAAUAUAAAAAUUAUUAUAGCGAAACAAAAAAAUAGAAGAGACGAAAGAUUAGUGAAAGUGAAAAAGAAAAAAAGUGUUGAGAGAUUAGAGAAGAAGAUAUGUG